Molecule: messenger RNA, 945 nt
Organism: Lodderomyces jiufengensis
Lineage: Eukaryota; Fungi; Ascomycota; Pichiomycetes; Serinales; Debaryomycetaceae
Gene: SIT4
Product: type 2A-related serine/threonine-protein phosphatase
Exons: 1
Coding region: 1-945 (314 amino acids)
Biological process (GO): peptidyl-serine dephosphorylation; G1/S transition of mitotic cell cycle
Cellular component (GO): cytoplasm
Molecular function (GO): protein serine/threonine phosphatase activity
Source: RefSeq, a predicted model, not a curated record
AUGGGAGAGAGAGGACCAGAUCAAUGGCUUGAACAAAUAAAAAAAUGUGUAGCAUUAUCAGAAUCAGAUAUGAAACAAUUAUGUGAAUUAGUUAAAGAAUUAUUAAUGGAAGAAUCAAAUAUACAACCAGUACAAUCACCAGUAACAGUAUGUGGAGAUAUUCAUGGACAAUUUCAUGAUUUAUUAGAAUUAUUUAGAAUAUCUGGUGGAUUACCUAGUGAUGAUAAUCAAACAAAUUAUAUAUUUUUAGGAGAUUAUGUUGAUAGAGGUUAUUUUUCAUUAGAAACUUUUACAUUAUUAAUGGUAUUAAAAGUAAAAUAUCCUCAUAGAAUAACAUUAGUAAGAGGGAAUCAUGAAUCAAGACAAAUUACUCAAGUUUAUGGAUUUUAUGAAGAAUGUUUAACGAAAUAUGGUUCAACAACAGUAUGGAAAUAUUGUUGUCAAGUAUUUGAUUUUUUAACAUUAGCUGCAAUAAUAGAUGGGAAAAUUUUAUGUGUUCAUGGUGGAUUAUCUCCUGAAAUUAGAAUGUUAGAUCAAAUUAGAGUAUUAUCAAGAGCUCAAGAAGUUCCUCAUGAAGGUGGUUUUUGUGAUUUAGUUUGGUCUGAUCCUGAUAAUGUAGAUACUUGGGCAGUAUCUCCAAGAGGUGCUGGUUGGUUAUUUGGUUCAAAAGUUUCAAGAGAAUUUAAUCAUAUAAAUAAUUUACAAUUAAUUGCAAGAGCUCAUCAAUUAGUAAUGGAAGGGUUUAGAUAUCAUUUUAAAGAAAAAGAUGUUGUUACAGUAUGGUCAGCACCAAAUUAUUGUUAUAGAUGUGGUAAUGUUGCAAGUGUAAUGCAAGUUGAUGAAGAUUUAGAACCUAAUUUUAAAAUUUUUAGUGCUGUUCAAGAUGGAGAUUUAACUGUUAAAAAUAAUAAUACAAAACAAAAUAGAAGUGAUUAUUUUUUAUGA